This is a messenger RNA of Rhizophagus irregularis DAOM 181602=DAOM 197198, 2584 nucleotides long. RefSeq lists its product as uncharacterized. The record is from RefSeq and is a predicted model, not a curated record. Gene Ontology annotation, biological process: vacuole fusion, non-autophagic; intracellular protein transport; endosomal transport. Lineage: Eukaryota; Fungi; Glomeromycota; Glomeromycetes; Glomerales; Glomeraceae. Gene Ontology annotation, cellular component: lysosomal membrane; endosome; HOPS complex. Gene Ontology annotation, molecular function: actin binding.
UACUUUUUAAUUGAUAGCAUCAUUCCUUAAAAUGGCACCUCACCCAACAACUGAUUGGAAUCAAUUACAAGAUCGUUUCUAUCGGAAACAAGAAAUCUAUGCGAUGCUUUGGAAGCAAUUGGACCUUUCGAAAUUUAUGAUUGCGGGAGCUCCAUAUGGUGGACCAAUUGCAAUGAUCCGUGACGAUAAAAAAGUAAUUUUGUUACAAAAACAACAGCCAGUAAAGCCUACUAUUUAUCUUUAUACUUCUGCAGGAAAAUUGAUGGAACAAUUACAAUGGGAUAAAGGUCGAAUUGUAGCAAUGGGUUGGUCUGAAUCUGAAAAAUUGGUUGUAGUCUUAGAAGAUGGUACAAUUAGGCUAUACGAUAUUAAUGGAGAAUAUACUCAGCUUUCUCUUGUUAAAGAAGCAAAAGAAUAUUCAGUUAUUGAUUGUCAGAUAUGGGGAACUGGGUUGGUGGCUUUAACAGGAAAUUUUAAAUUAAUAGUUCUUACCAAUUUUGAAGAACCUAGACCUCAUCUUAUGGCAGAUCCAGGUUUAAAUGAACCACCACAUAGUUGGACGGUGAUUCCACCACAAUAUACACUUAGCCGUCAUGUAGAGGUAUUAUUAGCAACCGGCUCUACAAUUCUAACUGUUGACACUAAAGAAUCUCAAGACCAAUUGCUUCAACAAGGUCCUUUUACUAAAAUGGCCGUGUCACCAAAUGGCAAAUUUUUAGCACUUUUUACCUCUGACGGUAAACUUUGGGUAGUUUCCACUGAUUUUCAAAAGAACCUUUCGGAAUUCGCCACUAAAUCCCAAGUUCCUCCUCAACAAUUAAUCUGGUGCGGUACUGAUUCUGUCGUAUUGUACUGGGAUAAGAUUGUGUUAAUGGUUGGUCCAUUUGGCGAUUAUAUAAAGUAUUCAUAUGAUGAUGCUAUUUAUCUUAUUCCUGAAAUAGAUGGUGUGCGUGUCAUAAGUAGUGACAAAUGUGAAUUCUUGCAAAAAGUUCCAAAUGUUACUGAAGAAAUUUUCAAAAUCGGUUCGACUGCACCAGCAGCCAUGUUAUUCGAUGCAUUAGAUCAUUUUGAAAGACGAAGUCCAAAAGCAGAUGAAAAUAUACGGAGUAUUCGAGCAGAACUUGCAGAGGCAGUUGACGCUUGUACGGAAGCAGCUGGACAUGAAUUCAGCCAAUAUUGGCAACGUAAUUUACUUAAAGCUGCAGCAUUUGGUAAAGCGUUUUUGGAAUCGUACAACGCCGAUAAUUUUGUGGAUAUGUGCCAAACUUUAAGAGUAUUAAAUGCUGUACGAUAUUAUGAAAUUGGAAUACCGAUAACUUACACACAAUAUACACGCCUCACGCCCGAUGUAUUAAUUGAUCGAUUGAUAAAUCGUCAUCAUCAUUUAUUAGCACUACGGAUAUGUGAAUUUUUGAAGAUGAGAACAGACAGAGUAUUAAUUCAUUGGGCCUGUGCAAAGAUCAAAAAAUCGACUGAUGAUGAAGAAACUAUUUGUCAUAUGAUUGUGGAAAAGUUGAUCAACAAGCCAGGUCUGUCUUAUGCAGAAAUUGCCAAUACUGCUUAUAAAGUUGGUCAGCCAAAAUUAGCAACAAGAUUGCUUGAUUAUGAACCGCGUGCAGCUGAUCAAGUACCUUUGCUCAUGAGUAUGCAGGAAGAUGAAUUGGCUUUAAUUAAGGCAAUUGAAAGUGGGGAUACAGAUUUAGUAUAUUUGGUAAUGCUUCAUCUUAAAAGGAAACUUCCGCUUCCUGAAUUUUUCCGAAUAAUUAACAACAAGCCUAUGGCUUGUAAUUUAUUUGAGGUAUAUUGUAAACAACAAGAUUUGAAACUUUUGGCGGAUUUUUACUAUCAAGAUGAUAGAUGCGUUGAAAGUGCGAAUAUCACAAUUUUAGAAAGUUAUAAGCAAAAGGAUUUGAAUGAAAGAACUAACAAGUUGAAGAUAGCAUUAAAAUCGUACCAAGACGAUAAAGAGCAUGCUUUUGAGGCAAAGGCAGUUGACGAAAACAUCAGAUUACUGCAAGUUCAAGCUCAAUUUGAAAAGGAAAUGAACCAACAAUUGGUAGGAUUACCUUUGAAUGAAACAGUACAUAAGUGUAUCACUACUAAUAAUCCCAAUAAAGCAAAUAAACUAAAGUCAGAUUUCAAAAUUCCUGAUAAAAGGUUUUGGUGGAUUAAAUUAAAAGCUUUGGUGGAAAUGAGAGAUUGGCCUGAAUUAGAACGUCUUUCAAAAUCGAAAAAAUCUCCAAUCGGAUAUGAGCCAUUUGUGGAAGAAUGUAUUAAAGCUAUACAACAUAAAGAAGCUAUAAAAUACAUUACAAAAUGCGACCCUGCUGUAAGACCAGGUUUAUUUAUUAAAAUAGGCGAUUUCAAAGCGGCAGGACAGGAAGCACUCGCAUUAAAAGAUAUUCAGUUAUUGAGAGAAAUUCAAAGUAAAUGUACGGACCAAAUAAUUGCACAAGAAUUAGAUGCUUAUAUUGCACAAUUGAGUUCAAAAUAGAAUAAUAGAUUUUUGUACUUUUUAAUUUAUUUGUAUAUGUUUUAAAACAAAUUACAAAAUAAAAUAUAAUUUGAUUUAUUAUUGAAUUAU